UUGAAGUUGAGUUAGUUUGGUCAAAUGAUGCACAUUUAGAAAAAAAGCGUGAAUCUUACCUUACUGGAAAAACGAAGAAAUCAACUUAUUUUGAUAAAUAUGGGCCAAGUGGCUCUUUCAUGAAAGCUGCAAAAGGAACCGCAAAAAUAACAACAUUUUUAAAUAAAAGUUUGGUUCCAGAUGACUUUAAUGAAAUUUUUGACGAAUUAGAAAAUGAACGGAACAAUACACUUGAUUUGAAUGAAAGAAUCGAACAAUUGAAAAAGGAACUUAAAGAACAGCAAAAAUUACUAACA
Messenger RNA from Funneliformis geosporum, 296 nucleotides. The record is from the annotation of a GenBank genome assembly. NCBI's taxonomy places the organism in Eukaryota, Fungi, Glomeromycota, Glomeromycetes, Glomerales, Glomeraceae.